Cutaneotrichosporon oleaginosum is the source of this 2139-nucleotide messenger RNA. RefSeq lists its product as uncharacterized. Gene Ontology annotation, biological process: lipid metabolic process. Gene Ontology annotation, molecular function: triacylglycerol lipase activity. NCBI's taxonomy places the organism in Eukaryota, Fungi, Basidiomycota, Tremellomycetes, Trichosporonales, Trichosporonaceae. The record is from RefSeq and is a predicted model, not a curated record.
ACAGCGCAUGCUCCGCUCGCGCCGCCUCCUUCUCGCCAUGACCUCGCGCCCUCCAGCCGCGGCGCUGCCGGGCGGCGACUGGUCGUCUGAGCCCGCCCGCCCACUAGGUUCCCCUUCACCCUCCCCCUCGCCUCCACGUUCCCCGUCAAAAGACAAGGGCAAGGGCCGCGCCGAUGCGGCACCGGGCAGCCCUCUGCGGCCACCGAGCGCUACCGCCUCGUUAAGCAGCAUGCUUGAUGAAGCGCUGCACUCGCCGCUCGACAUCCCCUCCCCAAACGUCUCUCCCCGCUCCGCCAAGUCGGCGUUAUCCAAGUCGCCGUCGUCGCCGCCCUUCCUCGCCCGCCCGCCACCCGCACACCAUGCCGGCCCGGCGGGCGUGGGUCUCCGUCCCCGCCUUAUGACGCGCAUCUCGAGCACAUCCGCGCCGACCGCGUCCCUUUCAUUCGCCAGCGCGGAUGAGUUUCACCCCCGUGAGAGGGAGCGGUACGUGUCCUCGUCUCCUGAGGAACAGCGGCAGCGGCAGUGGGAGUGGCGCCCGCCGACUGGGCCGGCGCACUUCCACCAACACAUGCUGAUGGAACGACAUGGGGCAAGUGCGUUUCCCGAACUCGACCCCGCAACAGGGCUACCCCUCACCCGGCAGACGAGCGCUGAGGAGGACCGGCAUUUGCAGCGCACAAUCUCGGAGCAGUGGCGGCGUAGCACAGAUGUGCCCAAGCCUCUGUUCAGCGGGCUUCCGAUGCCAAGCAUGCCGAGCAUGCCGGCGCUCCCAACGUUCCAAGACGUGCGCAAGAGCGUUGACGGCCAGCGGCGGCAGCUGAGCACGAGCACAAGCGCGCUUGCCCAGCGCAUGUUUAGCACCAGCAAGAGCCGGAUCGACAGCAUGCUGAGUGAGGAGGACCAGGCCCCGACGAAAGAAGAAGAAACCGCAAAGCACCAGGUCAAGUACCAGACGCCCAAGAACCCAAUCGUUCUGUGCCAUGGACUGCUUGGCUUUGACUUCCUGGGCCCCGCCAAUCUUCCCGCCCUUCAGAUCUCGCACUGGCGCGGCAUCCGUGAGGUGCUCGAGAAGAGCGGAUGUGAGGUGCUCAUCUGCCGCGUUCCAGCGACAGGGAGCAUCAUGGAGCGCGCCGAGGUGCUGCACAAUACCAUCAAGGAGCGUUUCCCCGGGCGCACCGUCAACCUCAUUGCUCACUCGAUGGGCGGUCUUGACUGCCGCUACCUGGCGUCGCAGAUCAGGCCGACUGAGUUCGACAUCUGCUCACUGACUACGGUCAGUACACCGCACCGUGGUUCACCCUUUGCCGACUAUGUGAUCGACAAUGUCAUCGGAAGAGACCGCCUGGCCCAGUUGCUCGGUAUUAUGCAGGCAAUGGACCUGCCAAACUCGGGCGAUGGAGCGGCCUUCACCGCAUUGGGCACACGCGCGAUGAAGGAGUUCAACACUGAGGUCAUUGAUCAUCCCGACGUCAAAUAUUUUAGCUGGGGUGCGGCGUACGAUGCUGGCUUGUUCGACACUUUCCGCUGGCCCUGGUCGGUCAUCUACGCCAAGGAGGGGCCCAACGAUGGCAUGGUCAGCGUAUCCUCCGCCAAGUGGGGCGAGUACCGCGGCACACUGCUUGGCGUCAACCAUCUUGACCUUAUCGGAUGGGUCAAUCAGCUCAAUUAUAUGAUGUCGAGUCUGACGGGCAAGCCUAUCGAGUUCAAGCCGGCGACAUUCUACCUCGAAGUUUCGGAUUAUCUUGCGCAGCAGGGCUUUUAGGAUUCAAGCAUACUCCUUUAGACAGGGCUCUAAUGUAUCUAUCACGCUCACUCCUGCACACUCCUCUCAAAUACCCAGUACGUUGCCCAGGGCAGCCGCGUCCACCCCAGCCCCUCAAAUAGCGCAAUACUCGCGACAUUGUCUGGCUCGAUGUAGCAGUACUGGGGUACGGUGCCCUCGUACCGCUUGAAGUGUGCGUUAAGGACGACUUUGGCCAAGCCGCGUCGUCUGAAGGCGGGCUGUGUGUGAAGAGUUCCCAACGACCCGUCGCCGUGGCAUUGUACAAACACCUCUGGCGGUGGCACACCCGGCCCCCGUGGACGCAGGACAGUGAUGUGGGCUGCACGAGCUCCAUAAUACUCGAGCUUGCGAUAGUG